AUUCAUUUCGGAUGGUCCGUUCCGCUAGCAUGAUAUUGGUCAAAAGAAAAUGUCUGACAUAUGCGCAUACUUGAGCUAGCAAUUUUGCCGAAGCUUGUAUCAGCCAUGUCCUUCCGGAUUUUCCAGAAUUGCAAAAACAAAGCGCGACAACUUAAGAAAAGGAUGUGUGGAAAACAGCUAAACUGUAAUGCAAAGGAGGCGCUGAAAUAUGAUUCAAAGCAAAAAGUAGCCACCGGGAUGACACCAGGUAGAAACGAUCAUCCACCGGAUAUAACAACAGCCGACAAGCAAUGCACACAAGAUCCGAGAGCAGAUGGACAAUGGGCCAACGAAAACAAUACAGAUGAAAUAUCAGAUCUGGACAGAAUAAAGACGAAGGAACAGAGAGAAAUGAAAGAACAGCUAGAGAAAAAGCUAACUAGUAAUGUCGAUGAAACCACCGAAAAUGAAAUUUCUGUCUCCAGUCCAAUUUCAUUGGCCACGAUCGUUGAUUGUAUUCAGCAGCAGAUUCCAGUGCUGGAUAACAUGUCAGUUACGAAUUUCGAAGAAAUCUUGUCAACUUUUCAGAAAACAUCUGAGGAACUGAUCAGCGUAUCCUUGAAGGAGUCAAGAAAAUUCCUUGAUGAGGCACAACUCAUCGAAAGUGCGUUAAAUGCACUUGCAGAAUACAACAAACAUGCCAUGCAGCUGCUGAUUAAGAUGACCACAGACGGCAUUUUGUCUGUGCAUGCCCCCAGCACCAUGACGCCUGAACAACGUCUAAGCGCCAGUGCGGCUGCGCUGAGGCGGGCACAGUUACUAACUGAGACCGCCGACAGACAGCUGGAAUACAGCAAACAGUUAGGAGCGAUUGCAAGUCCGCUGACAUUGUGGCGAUUGGAUGCAAGUAAGGCUGUAUGGGAAGCGCAACGUGCUUUGAAACAAGCCGAGAAAAAGCACCUCGAGAUAAAAGAAAUGACGACACUGUACAACGCCUUACCUGCAACUGUCCCAAGGAAAACGAGUGAUGUAACUCUUCCAGAUGACGAUCAGUUGGAACAGAAGCGUCCCCAGAAUACAGAAGUUCUGCCCAUCUCGAGGGGUUCGGUACCAUCCAAAAAGUCAUCUACAACGGAACCCGAGACUCAAGAGGACUCUUCUGGUUUGGCCAAAGACUUGCAGUCACCCGAAACCAGCGAGCGGAAACAGAGAAGACAACAACCAAUCAAGAUGUGGCCGAAGCACACGUACUUUACCACAGAUGGCGAGAUAAUUUGCUACGUUAGAGCUCCGAGUGAUUGUCUAAGGAAGAAGGAGAAUUUGGUGUGCUCCUUCAGUGAGCCUCUCGCUCCUUGGCCGCCAAUCCCUGGACACACAGAAAGCAUUGGUCGCUUAGUGUCAAUUGAACCGAUAAAGAAUCGUAAAACUGUUAUAUUGCCAGAGGAACCAUGGAUCAUCGGAAUACCCCAUAAUUAUGGUAAAGUGGCAUCAAAGGAGACUGUGUUGUAUAUGAUUGAAGCUGGACCAAAAGGAGUCACCGCAUUGCAAGACGAUCUCAAGAACGUGAAGCAAACCGAGUUGGUGUAUUGGCAUGACCUUAAUACCACUGAUGUCAUCGCUGGUGAGAAUCACUUCCUUGAAGCCCGUCUGAACCAACUGACGAAUGUCACCUUUGCUCCUUUCACCCGGCUUCGACGAGACCGGAUUGAUAUUGGUAAACACGGAGGGCGGUUACAGUCUCUGACUGACCCCAGAGUCGCUUUGACUGUUCCACCAGAAGCAAUCAAGGUUCAGCAACUGGACUGCCGACAAGUGAAUGCCUUCAAGGAACGUAAUCAAGCUCUGAUGGCGGACUUUAUUGCAUGUAGUCCAAUGAUUUAUCUCACCUGUGCGAGGAAGCUUCUUUUCAAGCCGAUCACAGUGACGCUACCGGUGCCAGAAAUUUCAAUUGCAAAUAGACCGACAGUUUCUACAACAGUGAUGGACAGAAUGGAUGCGGAUACACGCAUAGACACAUCCAGCAUCAGUGAAGAAGCCUCCGGACCCAUCAGUAAUAAAGCGUCCAGCAAAGUGGUCUACGACGGAUUUCAAAAGUCACUCAUUCUGCCGCUGCUUUUGGCCGGUUCCAGAACAGAGGUGUCCGAAGUGGUUUUGAUGCAAAAAUCCGAGAGCUCAGGUUACAAAUGGGUCAUUUCAAAGGACGCAAAACUCUCGGAAACUAGGGCUGAUGUGUCCACUUUCCAUUUUCGGCGAAUAGAAACCUGCAGGUUGCUGGUCCUCAAGAUGAGAAGACUGGCUGAUUCAGAAACCCUGUCGCAGUGCGCGACCUAUCUGGAGCAAAGUUUUUCGCAACAUGUAGCCUACAUUUCUGUGCGCCGGCAUCACAAACAACCACAGCAACUGUGUUUGCUGCUCUCCUCUCUGGACCAACUGGAGUCGGAGCUCCAUGCACUCGCCGAAGAGGGAUACAAGGAAGGCGACAAGCCCCAUGGGCCUAUGUUUCUGACCGAAGGACAGCAUUUGGACAUUGAAUUCAGAUCAAACAUCCGGCCACGCCAGGUGGAUAGCCCAGCAACCGAGCAAGCUAAACAAUGCAUGAAAAUUAUGUUCAACUCAGCAGUUUCAAAUAGAAAAAAGAUUACUGUCGAGGCAAUAGAUACCUCAGCGCAGGUUGGUCUGGAUGAAUAUCGUGGAUUCAUGGAUGUCUACUGCAUGAGGGAACUCAUUGUUCCAGUAUCCCAAAAGCGCAACGGAAACAUAGACGCCCUACACGAGGAGUGGUAUCCAUCCCCUAACGUACUAAAACUCAAAAAGUCCCGAUUCCGACAGACCACCGAACGCACCCAUUUAACUCGGAUUGUGCUAAGGCUCCCCAAGCAAUCGACGGUAUUGGAACCUCAAGCUGAACAGAGAGCGUUUCACUUCGAAGUCAGAGACUGUGUAGACCACAAGUACUUAAAGGAACUGGCGAAACGGUUGCCCAGUGACACUUGGAAGAAGUUAGGUCUGGCGCUGGACAUGUCACGAGGUCGGAUUCAGGCAAUUGGUGGUAAGACACGCGGGGGUGCCGAGGAGCAGGCCUAUGCAAUGCUCAUUAGUUGGAUCAAAACGCUACCAGUUUCCGCCAACAGGUUCACACUUCUUUACCACGCCCUACAAACCAUCGGCAGAACGGAUCUAGCAUUGCAGCUGCGUGACCGCGGUGAAGAAAAUUGGGAUGACGAGGUCACAAGCUCCGGCUAACCAACACACCAUCCCGAAGAGGUCUUCUACUCACAUUGUCCAGGAACCGAUUGGAUGUAGCAUUUUUGUACGGAAGAACCUUGCUUUUGACAUAUGCUGUAAUUUGCUUCAAUUCAGUUUUCCUCGUUUUAUUUUAAAUGCUAGUGCUACAAUUUCAUCGAUAGAUGGUUAUGCUUUG
Dicrocoelium dendriticum is the source of this 3400-nucleotide messenger RNA. NCBI's taxonomy places the organism in Eukaryota, Metazoa, Platyhelminthes, Trematoda, Plagiorchiida, Dicrocoeliidae. The record is from the annotation of a GenBank genome assembly.